Molecule: messenger RNA, 2769 nt
Organism: Penicillium chermesinum
Lineage: Eukaryota; Fungi; Ascomycota; Eurotiomycetes; Eurotiales; Aspergillaceae
Product: class I alpha-mannosidase 1A
Exons: 3
Coding region: 1-2769 (922 amino acids)
Biological process (GO): carbohydrate metabolic process; N-glycan processing
Cellular component (GO): endoplasmic reticulum; Golgi membrane
Molecular function (GO): mannosyl-oligosaccharide 1,2-alpha-mannosidase activity; calcium ion binding
Source: RefSeq, a predicted model, not a curated record
AUGUUUCGCGCCCGUCGUUAUCGGGUUCUCCUGGUGUUUGCCGCUGCCUUCGUGCUGACCUUCCUCCAUUUCGCCCGGUCGCGCGACUGGAGCGCUACCAUAAUCGAAUCCCCUGAAGUUUACCCUCCCAGCACACCCCCUGCAUCCUUCAAGCCCGCCGAAGACAGCAAGUUUUCUCAACCUCCGCCCGAAUAUGCCCCGCCCGGGGGCUCCAAGCAGCCUGAGAAGCUAGAGGCACCAGCUGUCCCCGGCUCAGCUAAGGGAGAUACUAACAAGGUCACCGGCUCCACUUCUUCCAGCAAUGGAUACGAUCAGUCGUACUCGGCAGGCGCGAAGGAUUCUACUCAAGAAAAAACCGAUAAGAGCCUUACUACCCCCGAGACCGACAAAUUUACCGGCUCAGGCUCGACUACGCUCCUCGAGGAGCAGGACACCGGCGGUCCAGGCCGAGCAAAUAUCAAACCGCAACCUGGCGAGACACAGGAAUUUUGGAGGAAGUUCCCGGAGCGAUUCCCCGUGAACGCAGAUGAUCUGAUUAAGCUGCCGAAGGGGCAGACGAAGUCAAUCCCGAAGAUCCAGGCGAAGUUCAAGGACGAGUCGACUUCUGAGAAGCAGGAGCGCGUCCAGCAAUUGAGCACCGUUAAGGCGGAGUUCAGCCAUGCUUGGGCCGGAUACAAGAAGGUGGCCUUUGGUCAUGAUGAGCUCCGGCCGCUUUCUUCGGCGGUUGAGGAUCCGUUCAAUGGCUGGGGUGCGACGCUUGUUGAUGCACUUGAUACUCUGUGGAUAAUGGAGUUGAAGGAUGAAUUCUCCGAGGCGGUGGACAUGGUCAAAAAGAUUGAUUUUACCACCUCCGCGCGCGAAAAUAUUCCUGUUUUCGAGACUGUUAUCCGCUAUUUAGGUGGCUUGCUGGGCGCUUAUGAUAUCUCUGGACAGCGAUACCCCGUUCUUUUAGAGAAGGCCGAGGAGCUUGCGGGAAUUUUGAUGGGCGCGUUUGACACUCCCAACCGCAUGCCUGUUUUGUACUACCGUUGGACACCUGAACAUGUUGAUCGUCCUCAUCGAGCAUCAGGCAAGGCCGCGCUGGCUGAAAUUGGCUCGCUCUCUUUGGAAUUCACUCGCUUGGCUCAGUUAACCAAGCAAGACAAGUACUACGAUGCCGUUGCUCGCAUCACCAACCAGCUCGAGAACAUGCAAGAUGAGACCACGAUUCCUGGUCUGUGGCCUAUGAUUGUGAAUGCACAGGGAUGUCCCAAGUAUUCAACCCCGGUGCCGCCGAGCCACGGCACCCUUGCGCCUUUGCAAGGGGAGUCCCAUGCCUCGGAGAAGACUCAUGUGGGCAAAACGUCCACUCGGCAGGACAACAUAACCGCUCCCGCAAGUGUGCAGCAUAAGUCGUAUGCUGUACCGACCGACCUGGCAAGCUACUUGAAGCUGGUGUCUCGUGACAUAGAGCUUGGUUUCACUGAAGCAGACGCUGAGCCCGCUCCCUAUGCUAUCUCUCAGCAAAGCAGCAGUAACAGUGACAGUACCAGUUUCACCGAUGCCUCGGAAACCGAAAAUGGCAAGUGUGACAGUGGCUUGAUGCUUCCCACUGCAUCGCGAGACAACAAGUAUACAGUGGGAGGGAUGGCAGACUCAACCUACGAAUACUUGCCCAAGGAGUUCCUUUUACUUGGUGGUGUGAACGACCAGUAUAAAAGCAUGUAUAGCAAGGCGAUUGACGCUAUUCGCAAGAACCUCUUGUUCAAACCUAUGGUCAAGGGCAAGCACGACAUCCGGUUCAUAGCCUCAACAGCUGGCCUAGAGUUCUCUAAGAAGGGGUCUGACGUUUCCUCUCAAUUGAUUUAUGAGGGUCACCACCUUACGUGUUUCGUCGGAGGCAUGGUAGCGCUUGGUGCCAAGGUCUUCGAAAUCGACAGCGAUAUGGACCUUGCAGCAAAGCUCACUGACGGCUGUGUGUGGGCUUACGAAUCGACUACUACAGGAAUCAUGCCCGAGCGGUUCCGUGUUCUUCCAUGUGACAAAGAGCGAUCUUGCGAAUGGGACGAGGCCCGUUACUUAAAAGAAGCACAGAAGUAUAGCCACUUCGCAGCAGAGUCCGACAAGGCUCAAUUCCGGACGGGCGAAAGCGCGUACGGCCAGCGCGUCAAGCUAGCCAAUGAUGCCAAGUCACAAGAAGCUGGCUCUAGUGAGUCAGGUGUUCCCCUGCCUAUGCCUGGCUCCUUGAACCCCCAUGACAGUGGUGCCGGCUUGAAGCGGAAUGGGAUUGCGGCCGUAAGCAGCGUCUCAAGCUUCAGUAGCGCCGUCAGCACGGCCACCGCGCGUCCACGACCUACUGGUGGAGUUGAGCCACGCGCGCCACCCGGCGUCCCCCCAUCUUCGCCUGUUCUUGGCCAGACCCAGUCCGAUCACUCGGAUAGUCCCUUGCCUCCCCCAGGCAUGGUAAGUAUCGCCUCCACCGAGUACCUCCUUCGGCCUGAGGCGAUCGAGUCAGUCUUCAUCAUGUACCGUCUGACGGGCGACGACGCAUGGCGACAGAAGGGCUGGAAAAUGUUCCAGGCCAUCUCAAAAGCCACUCGGACCGACCUGGCCAACGCUGCUAUCCAAGACGUGAUGUCUUCGAAGCCUACGCACAAGGACUCGAUGGAGUCUUUCUGGCUGGCCGAGACCCUAAAGUACUUCUACCUUCUCUUCAGUGACCCUAGUGUGGUGGAUCUGGAUAAAUACGUACUGAACACCGAAGCGCACCCGUUCCUGCGCCCGCUGUAG